AUGGAUGAAAAUUACAAAUUCAUUUUUCAACAAACUAAAUCAAGAAUUAAAUAAUUUAGAUAAAAAAUAAAAAAUUUGACAGAAAGUAUACAAAAAAAUAAUAAGAAUAUUCCCUCAUAAUAAAAUUUGAAAUCCUUCAAUUAUUAACUUUUGGACCAAUAUUCAGUUACAUAAAAUGAAUCAUGUUUUGCAAAGGCUAUCAAUAAAGAUUUUUCAACAUUGGUGGCUGGAUGUUAGUCAUAAAUUAAAGUAUUUGAUUUUAAAUUAGGAAUAAUGAAUGAAAUAUAAAUUUUAAGUGAACAUAAGAAGGAUGUAUUAACUUUGAAUUUUAUGAGAAAGUAGAAUUAGUUUAUUUCAGAGGAAGUUAAGAUAAAUCUAUUAUUAUAUGGUAAAAAAAUGAAAGUAAUUAAUGGAUUGCCUAUUAGAUAUUAAAUGGCCAUAAUGAUUUAUCUAAUACUUAGUAUUAAAUAAUAAUGAUGAUUUAAUAGUGUCAGGUAGUUACGACACCACUAUUAAAUUUUGGAUGAAAAACAAUUGAUGGUUGUGUUAAUAAACAGAUCAGUCUGCUUCUGAAUAUGGAUUAAGUUUUAAUAAAUAAUAAGAUAGACUUAUGUCAUGUAGUUCUGACAGAUAGAUACUAAUAAUAUAAUAAUCACAAUAAAAUAAGGAAUGGAUUGUAAUAUAAAAAAUAACAGUUGAAAAGAAUGGUGGAUCUAGAAUAUGUUUUAUAGAUAAUAAUGUUUUCACAUUCUAACCUUGUGGCAAAGAAUAAAUGUCUGUUUUUGAGAAGUAUAGUAUAAAUGAAUAAUACAGUAUAACUUAAGAUGUUUCUGUAAAAUGUGGAUAAGAUGGAAAAAGUUUAUUUCCUUAAUAAUAUAUAUGUAAAAAUGUCUCUUUUUAAGUAAGUGUGGUCAAUAUAUCAAAUUAAUAAAGAAAAAAUAUAAUGGAGAAUUUAUUACUGAAUAAUCAAUUUAUUUUGGAACAAGCACUUUAUAUGGAGUAAUGA
Paramecium sonneborni is the source of this 1006-nucleotide messenger RNA. NCBI's taxonomy places the organism in Eukaryota, Ciliophora, Oligohymenophorea, Peniculida, Parameciidae. The record is from the annotation of a GenBank genome assembly.